This is a messenger RNA of Microtus ochrogaster (prairie vole), 1179 nucleotides long. RefSeq names its product serine protease 44-like. The transcript has 7 exons. Lineage: Eukaryota; Metazoa; Chordata; Mammalia; Rodentia; Cricetidae. Gene Ontology annotation, molecular function: serine-type endopeptidase activity. Bases 1 to 1179 code for a protein of 392 amino acids. The record is from RefSeq and is a predicted model, not a curated record. Gene Ontology annotation, biological process: proteolysis.
AUGACGGUGCUGCCCAGCGUCUUCAGCCUCUGUUCAGUGAGGCCUUGGCUAGGGACAGGGGUCCCGGGUGGUAGCAGUGUCGGAGGUGUGGCCGCACGGAGCUUGGCUUUGGGUGGGGGUGACAAUGGUAGUACUUACGGACCCACGGAGGAUUCCAGAGUGAUGCUCACAAGUCUAGGGGUGCCGGCACGGUGGAACCGCAUGAAACCCCUGAAUAUUUCAGAUCCUUUGGUAAUUCCGGAGUCUCCAGACCCCACUGGGACUCCAGGAUCAGGGACUCCUUCACCGACCACAACUGAAGGUGUCAUGGAAUCCAGCAGUAGCUCUCCAGAAGAACCGUUUGCUCCAGAAGCAUGUGGCCGAAGAAUUAUGGAGUUAAGUCACGGAAGGCCAUCUGCUGUGAGGAAGUGGCCAUGGCAGGCGAGCCUGCAGAGCAGAAACGAGCACAUCUGUGGAGGCUCCCUCAUCAGCCACCAAUGGGUGCUGACUGCGGCCCACUGCAUAUAUGACCACGAGGAAUACAAGGUGAUGCUGGGAGACAACGUGCUGACUUCUGAAUCUGUAAAUCAGACUCUCGUCCCCGUCAAAGACAUCAUUUAUCCUUCCAAUUUUGACUCUCAGACCAUGAAGAGCGACAUUGCUCUUGUUCUGCUGGCCUUUGCUGUGAACUACUCCUCACAUAUCCAGCCUGUGUGCCUUCCCGAGAAGCCCUCCCAAGUGGAGAACGGAACAUGGUGCUGGGUGACCGGCUGGAACCGUGAAAAUGGUGAGGCUGAUACAGUCUUCACUUCAGCUCUCCUCCAGGAGGCCCGGCAAAACAUUCUUCUCCAGAAGCCUUGUAAUCAGCUGUUCCAGAGCCGGUUAAAUACACCCGAAAACCUCGUGAUGAAAGGGAUGGUCUGUGGCCAGCAUGACUCAGGACAGAGUCCUUGUUGGGGAGAUUCUGGGAGCCCCCUUGUCUGUGAAUCUGAGAACACGUGGACCCAGGUGGGAAUUGUGAGCUGGGGCAUCAACUGUGAUGAAGUCCCUGUCCCCUUGGUUUACACAGACAUCGUUGAAUACGAUUCAUGGCUCAAAGAUAUUCUAAGUCUGGCUUCCUGUACAAACGCCAUGGGAGUCUUGGUCCUGCACCUGUCUCUGGCGCUGCAACUGGCCAUCUUGGUCAGUUGCCUUCCUUAG